This is a messenger RNA of Asparagus officinalis (garden asparagus), 1744 nucleotides long. RefSeq names its product protein ALP1-like. The record is from RefSeq and is a predicted model, not a curated record. The transcript is spliced from 4 exons. Bases 435 to 1658 code for a protein of 407 amino acids. NCBI's taxonomy places the organism in Eukaryota, Viridiplantae, Streptophyta, Magnoliopsida, Asparagales, Asparagaceae.
UUUGCUUUUCUCUGUUGUAGCUUUUUUUUCAAUUUCUGCAGUUUCUGAUCUGGGUACUCUUUAUAUCUCGAUCUCUUCCGUUAAAAUUGUCUGUUCUCUAUGCUAAUGGGUGCCUGCCUUAUGUUCGAUUUUAUGCCGUAUGAAUUUUUUUUUUGAUAAACCAAGUUACGUACUGGUUGAUGAUUGAGUGACUGUUGCCUUUUGUUGUUUGGUACUGUAAUUUGGGAGAAUAUGUGUACACAUGCACUCCCAUAUAAAUAAUUCUAUUUGCCUGAAUAUAGAACUCAAAACCCAUACUUGAAGGGAAAAGAAAUCGGAUCCAGAUAGAAUAUGGAUAUUUACAUGAAGAUAGGAAGUUAAUUUAUUCUUUUGUAAGUAUAAAAGAUUUGAGUCAUGAAGAUUUGGAUUCAACAGAUGAGUUCUAGUUGUUAAAAAUGGUAAAUGAUGAAAGGGAUUCAAGGAUCCAACUUAAACGUACAAGGGAAGAAUUUGAGAGGAGAGAGGAUGAUGACAUUAUUAUGGUAGUGGUCAGUUUUAUAGUUGCUGCCAUUGGUGCUUGGUACUAUACAAAGCACAUGUUGAAGGAGAGUUCAAGAACACACGAAGAAGAGGAUGAAAGGACAUACCUUAGAAAGUCUUGGAUUCGAAAUCUUAUUUGCAAUGCAAAUAACUGUGUUGAACAACUAAGGAUGAAUCCUCAAGCGUUUAAGAGGUUAUGUGAUGUUCUAUGUACUAGAGGGGGAUUAGUAGCAUCAAGAAAUGUCACGAUUGAAGAAAUUGUCGCUAUGUUUUUGCAUAUUUUAGCUCAUAAUGUAAAAAAUAGGACAAGCAAGACAGAUUUUUAUCGUUCAAAUGAAACAAUUAGUCGGCAGUUCCACAAAGUACUUCAAGCAGUCAUGAAGAUAGGAAGCCUCUAUAUUAAACAAGAAUAUACAAAUCCUAAUGAGAGAGACAUAGAGAAGUGGAAAUGGUUUGAGGAUGCUAUCGGGGCACUUGAUGGGACUCAUAUCCAAUUAACUAUUCCUUUGGAAGAUCAAAGUAGAUAUCGAAAUAGAAAAGGAGAGAACAGUACAAAUGUACUUGGUGUUUGUGAUGCCAAUUUGAGAUUUUCAUAUGUGCUACCUGGUUGGGAGGGUUCAACAUCAGAUUCUCGUGUUUUGCGUGAUGCUUUGCGUCGGCCCAAUGGCUUAAAACUUCCCUCAAAUAAAUACUUUCUUGUGGAUGCUGGGUAUACAAAUGGGCCGGGGUUUUUGGCACCUUAUCGAGGGACUCGCUAUCAUAUAAAGUCUUGGAGAGAAAAUGGUCCAAGAAACUACAAGGAGUUAUUUAACCAACGUCAUUCCUCUGCUAGAAACACAAUUGAGAGAGCAUUCGGAUUGCUAAAAAAGCGAUGGGCUAUAUUACGGACAGCUAGCUUUUAUAGUGUUAAGACUCAAAUUAGGAUCAUUAAUGCAUGUUGUAUUCUUCACAACUUUUUACGUGAAGAGAUGAAUGAAGACGACUUGUUGAAUGACGUGGAUCGAGAAUUAGAAGAUGAUCCUGUUUUAGAAAUUGAGAAUGUAGAUGAUGAGCGUAUCACCACUGUGAGAGUUACAGAUGAAUGGAGCAACUUUAGAGAUAAUUUAGCUAUGCAAAUGUGGGAUGAAUACCGACUUUAAGAUAAUUUAGCUACAAGAUGGAAAUGAGGGUGACGAGUAUGAAGAAGAUGAUGAGUGGUUGUGAGAUUUUUAUAUAUGCAGUGUAG